This is a messenger RNA of Acanthamoeba castellanii str. Neff, 1098 nucleotides long. RefSeq names its product SET and MYND domain containing 3, putative. Gene Ontology annotation, molecular function: protein binding. NCBI's taxonomy places the organism in Eukaryota, Discosea, Longamoebia, Acanthamoebidae. The coding region runs from base 1 to 1098 and encodes 365 amino acids. The record is from RefSeq and is a predicted model, not a curated record. The transcript has 9 exons. Gene Ontology annotation, cellular component: nucleus.
AUGCUCCGUUACUGCAACACCGAGUGCCAGCGCAAGGACUGGGCGGCAGUGCACAAGGAAGAGUGUGGCAUGAUCCAGAGCGUGGCACCGCACAAGCCCACAUCGUCGAUGCUCCUCAUGUGGCGAGUGCUCAUCCGACGAAUCAAAGAGGAGCAAGAGGGCAAGAGCCUGCCCAACUUUGAUCUCAUUCGCUACCUCACAACCCACAUUGACGCCUUUCCGAGCGAGAAGAAGGAACACUUUGGAGUGAUGGCUGCCCUUAUCAAGAAGAGUCUGCCCGCGACCCUCCCCACAGAUAUCACGCCGCAGGAGAUCAUGCACCUCUUCUGUCUGUUCGCGUGCAACAACUUUACUGUCAGCGACGGCGAAUUGAAGCCACUGGGCUUAGGCAUCUACCCUCCUGCUGCCCUCAUCAACCACUCCUGCGAUCCGAACUGCGUCAUCAUCUUUGAAGGCAGGCAAUGCACGGUGCGAAGUCUACGCGACAUUACCAAGGAUGAAGAAAUAACAUUCAAUUACGUUGAGGUGGGCGACCCAACAGAGACGAGGCGAAGUCUACCCGAAGUCACUCCUGCUCCCAAGGGCGUGAAUGAGCAAAAUGAGCUGAGGAGAGCGGCCAAGUACGACCGAGAAGGCGCGGAAGCGAAGAAGACGGGCGAUUUGGUCCUCGCCCGAAAGAAGUACAAACGCGCCUUCAAGAUACGACGCUCGUUGUUGCUGGCCCACGACCCGCUGCUCGGCUUCAACCUCAACGAACUGAUGAACCUUUGCAUUAGCCUGGCGCCUAACGUGGGCGAAGCAGCGUGGAGAGAGGCGCUGCUCUACUGCAGCGCGAGUCUGGCGGUGUUCGAGCGCAUUUACCCGCCCCGAUGGCCGCUGGUGGGUCUGCAGUACCUCAUCCACGGCAAGCUGUCGUUCUACCUCAAGUACACCGAGGCCGCACUCGAGUCCAUGCAGCGCGCGCUGCCCAUCCUCACCAUCACCCACAGUUCGGGCCACCCGCUCGUCCGCACGUUGCACACCAUGCUGGCCGAGGCCACGGCCGAGUGGAACUACGAGAAGGACCACAACCCUCGCCUCCACCGACUUUCGCCGUAG